CUUAACAGUGUAGCUGGACUUAAAGUAGCUGUGAGGAGAACUUGUUCAAGGAGUAGUGCGACGCUUUUUACUUCACGGAAUCUUCCAAGUCAUAAAAUUACAGGAAUGGACAAUAGCAGCAGACUAAUGAUCACAGUCAUGGCGUAUAUGGCGAUGGGAGCCUCAAUAGCUCAGACUAUCGGACCCAACACAGCAAUGGUAUCCAACACGGCAAUGGUACCCAACACUACAAUGGUACCCUACACUACAAUGGUACCCAACACUACAAUGGUACCCAACACGGCAAUGGUAUCCAACACUACAAUGGUACCCAACACUACAAUGGUACCCAACACUACAAUGAUACCCAACACGGCAAUGGUACCCAACACUACAAUGAUACCCAACACGGCAAUGGUACCCAACACUACAAUGGUACCCAACACUACAAUGGUACCCAACACGGCAAUGGUACCCAACACUACAAUGGUACCCAACACGGCAAUGGUACCCAACACUACAAUGUUACCCAACACUACAAUGGUACCCAACACGGCAAUGGUACCCAAUACUACAAUGGUACCCAACACUACAAUGGUACCCAACACAUCAAUGGUACCCAACGCUACAAUGGUACCCAACACUACAAUGGUACCCAACAUGGCAAUGACCCCCACUGUUGUCAACACCACCGUCUCAGCUCUCACGCAAAGCAUCUCAAGGGCGGAUUGUGGAAAGACUCAGUUCUGUGCUGCUGAGCCGUCAGACUGUGACCCGGCUGUGGCUGGUUCAUGUUUCUUCGUCUCCACCCAGCAGUCCUCGGGACAGACCUUCUCCUUCCAGCUACGAGGAGAGUCCAGCGGCUACAUCGCUGUAGGCUUGUCCAGAAACACCACACAGCACGUUAAUGACACCACCUACGUGUGUGCCAACAACAACGGCAGCAUGAAGUUCUUCACCACUCUCCUACUAAAUGGAGUUCUGACUGUCACUGGCACGCUGCCUGUGGACUCUGUGAAAGGCUCAGUCAGCGGUCAGAUCAUCCAGUGCACCUUCUCUGCUACGCUCUCCAACGCUAUUGCCACCAGGAGCACCAGGAGCACUGACACCAGCUUCGUCCUCUCCAUUUCCACCGGGACCGUAACUAACGGAACCCUGGGUGCUCCUAAGGUUGUCCUGGUCAGCGAUGCAGCUGUGAACCUGGCCAACCCCAACAGUACUGUGACCAACUCUGUGAACGCCACCCCCACUACUGCUACUUCCACCACUAUUGCUACUUCCACCUCUACUGCUACUUCCACCACUACUGCUACUUCCACCACUACUGCUACUUCCACCUCUACUGCUACUUCCACCACUACUGCUACUUCCACCACUACUGCUACUUCCACCACUAAUGCUACUCCCACCACCGCCUCCAGCCACGCCUUGGGCCUGCAACACACCCUGUCUCAAGCUCUGCUGAUCCUUCUAGGUGUGCUAGGUAUGAUGAUGCUGUAAUGAUGAUCUGAAGGUGAAGCCCCAUGCACUCAGGAAUCCUACGUCCAAACCUUUCUGACACUGGCCAGGCUGCGUCCCCAAAUGAAACCCUAUUCCCUACAUAGUGCACUACUUUCACUAGGUUGGGAAUAGGGUGCCUUUUUCAGCGCACCCGUACUGGGAUAAAGGACCAUGUCAGAUCUGAAGUUAUAUGCUUAUAAAUGCAAUCAUGUUAUUUAACAUACUUAAUGAAACACCUUCUAGUUGGUAGUAGGAAGACAAUAGCCUACAGAAUGGACCCAGUGAUACAAGGCCCAAUACUAAAAUUUUCACAAUUUCACAAUUUUUCAACCUCAUAUUCAUCAUCUCAAGCACCUCCCCUAACAUCAGCAUGUAUCUUCUUCUAUUGACCACGAAACAUCGGACUCGCCGUUUUUCACAUGUUGAUGUCACAGGAGGUUGGAGGCACCUUAAUUGGGGAGGACGGGCUCAUAGGAACAACUGGAGCGGCAUUAGUGGAAUGGU
Coregonus clupeaformis (lake whitefish) is the source of this 1983-nucleotide messenger RNA. Its product is annotated as mucin-5AC. The transcript has 7 exons. Bases 106 to 1479 code for a protein of 457 amino acids. The record is from RefSeq and is a predicted model, not a curated record. Gene Ontology annotation, biological process: regulation of glutamate receptor signaling pathway. Lineage: Eukaryota; Metazoa; Chordata; Actinopteri; Salmoniformes; Salmonidae.